AUAUGGGGCGGAGCUCCACGAUAUAGAAACCUUUAGCUCACUAUACUUCACUGAUGAGUUGUAAUUCGUGUGAAGAAAAGGUGGAUAGAAGACGCUUGUGGCGCCAUCACAAUAGGUGCCCUCCUCUCUCAACCUGUCUUAUCACAAGCUCCCAGACACCGCAGCCUUUUAAAGUGCUGAAACUAAAGCACUUAAAUCUAAUUCUGCGGAACAGCUAAUCGUUUUGGAAUAUCACCCAGAUAGAGCAGGACUGAAGUAUUUGACGGAGGCAAAACUCUUCCUAUGGCAAAUGACACAGAGAAUGACCCAUGCCACAGCAAUCUGCACAUUGACAAGGGGAACCCGCGCAUCAGCGCGAUCAUGUUCUCCGCCGGAGUGAUAGGGAACUUGGCCGCUUUGAUCCUUUUGGAGAUCCGCCGCAGGAAGUACCAGAGCCGGCAGCGACUGUCGCUCUUUCACGUUCUGGUCACCACGCUGGUCGUCACGGACCUGAUGGGAACCUGUCUGGUCAGCCCUUUCGUUCUGGCUGCCUAUUCCUUAAACACCACCAUUAUUGCUAUGUUUAACACUGAACCUCCUGCAAUGUGUGAGUAUUUUGGAUUCUGUAUGACUUUUUUCAGCUUGGCCACUUUAUUUCUCCUCUUCGCCAUGGCGCUCGAGCGAUGCCUCUCAAUUGGCUACCCCUACUUCUACGGGCGGCACAUCACUAAACGUUGUGGAUACAUCACCAUUCCUUUCAUCUAUUUAGUUUGCGCGGUGUUUUGCAUCAUGCCAUUUUUGGGUUUCGGGGACUACGUGCAGUAUUGCCCGGGGACGUGGUGCUUCAUUGACAUGAAUCCGUUAAUGCCCGAAGACCGUGUUUACCCAGUCCUGUACGCAACUGUUAUGCUCAUUUUAGUCCUUUCUGUAGCGGCUUGUAACGCCUUUGUCGUUUAUCACCUGGUUUUGAUGUACCGGAGGCGCAAACUAAACGGGGGAUCCGUGACAACUCGGAGUAAGAAGGACCGGAGAGUCCUCUCCAUGUCCGAAGAGGUCGAGCAUCUCAUCGUACUGGUGUUCAUGACGGUGAUAUUCAUGAUUUGCUCCCUUCCUCUGGUGAUCCGUGUGUACAUAAACUCCGUGGGCCAGCGGAAAGAGAGCCACAAGACGGACCUCAUCGCCCUCCUCUUUCUCUCCACCAACUCCAUCGUGGACCCCUGGGUGUUCAUCUUUCUCAGCCCGUCAGUGCUCCGCUUCUUCUGGGGAGCGUUGUGCAAGGUGCCCCUCCUGCGCUCCAGGUAGUCCUUCUUCAAGUCUUCCCUGGGGAAGGACACGCCCGCCCAGCUGGAGCUGUGCCAUCCCAGUGCUUCCUCUGAGUUCACCCACCCCCCCAUGUCCACGCAGAUGGUUUGACCCGCUGAUGUAUUGGACCUGAUUGGGGCCUUGUAAUAGCCUCUGAAGGGAGUAGCCACUCAGAAUAGAGCUGCUGCCCACAUGUCCCGGCCUGCCCAGUGGUCUGGUUCUAUGGCGGGGGGAGAGGUGUUGAGGUGUUGAGAUACAACAGCUGGACAAGCGGAGCAGCAACCUACACAUUCCUGCAAAUGUAGGCUGCAGCGUUCUUGUUUUAGAACAAGCUCUGAGAGGCUCAAAUUGGAAGACUCCGGAGGCCAGCAGCAGACAGACAGUUGGACUCGAACUCCAAGGAGAGUGGGGUUGCAUUACGGGUCAUGUUCUUAAAAGCACUACACGUUAUAUGUUCUUACAGCAUGGACUCCCAAACCAGAGACCACUACAAGGACAGCAACAUAGGAUUCACAACACUGAAGGGACUAAAUCAAAUAAGGACUGUAUUUUAUAUGAGUUGAUCAUGUUCCAGAGGCUUGCGUUGUUGGCGCCAUGCCCUUUUAGCAUACCCCGGGACUGCCAGGGAAGUUUCUUUGUAUUGAGAUGUUCCUUCCACUAUCAUAUGACAUCCUUGUGGUUUGGGGAAUUGCGUAUCAUGAAUAGAACAUUCAGAGACUUCAUCCAUGUGAUGCAAGCUGGAUUCACACACACUAUCCCUGCUCCCUGCAUCUAUGAUCUGUUCACCUUUCCUCCCACUGGGUGCUCACCUCGAAAAGCCAAAGGGCAAGAGCUCGAGAAUGACAUUUAUUUUUGACACCUUCUUUUGUCACAUGGUUGAGUGGCACUAUGAACUUGGUUGGUUAUUUGAAGUUGGGUUGCAUGCAAAAUGUAUGUGGUGAUGUUAUGCUGGAAUCGUAAGAAGAUAAAUGAGGUGCCCUCUGUAUUCUUGAGGUUUCUUUGUGAUGAAAUGACAGCCUGAGUAUUUAUUAUGAUGUGUGUUCAGAUCUCAUUGAUGUAUUAAUGCACUCGAAGCUGACAAGGAGCUUAUGAUGUUCAGUGUGCAGUUCUAAAUCUGUCGUUCCCGUGUGCACGUGUGUGUGUCAGUGUCAAAGAGAUGGCACCAAAAAUACAUGAUGUUAACAGGGAAUCCUACCAUGUACCUAUUAUACCUAUUGUUCAUGUAUUCGCGUUAAUCAGUACUGCGGAAGAUCCUGAUUGAGACUGACAGACGUGUAUUAAUGUGCCAGCGCGUGUGUGUGCGCCAGUGCGUGUGUGUACGUUUGUGCAUUUGUGUGUAUGCGUGUGUUAACACUUCUGUAAAUAAGCGCCUGACUCAUCCAUCCGUCAGCCUUUAUCCGCCCAACCCUUUCUGGAACCCCACCUCCUGUCAUAGGCCCACGUCAGGGAUGGCAUCCAGAUGUGUGUUUUAACAAAGUUAGACUCUUAACCACCCCUUUAAAAAGUUAUUACUCUUCCAUAAUCAAAACAAACUGAGGGAUCUGACGAGCUCCACCAAUAGAACUUGCACAAGCAAAUCAGAUGCUCAUGUGGCCUUUGGGAGACAACAUUAGAUUAACAACAUGCAGAGCCUUGAAUUGGAUCACUAGUCACGAAUACUAACGAAAUAAACAUAAUAAUGACAUCAUAAUUAUAUGGAGUUAAUUACAUUGCAGCUAGCUCCCUGGGAACAGGCAUACGAUUUUGAUUACAAAUGUAAUUAAUUUGGUUUAUUCUCUGGAUUGAUUAAUAAAGCCGAUUAGUCAUGUCAUUUGCAUGUCCUGGGUCGUGUUCAUUAGGCACAGAACAAAAGAUAAAUGGACCGAAACUGAAGAACUAGCUGAACUUUUCCAAUAAGAAAAGCUCAAUUUCUGUUUUAGCCAAGGUCUGUUAUGGUAAGGCGGCCUAAGGUCCCCUGCCUCGUGGUGGGAGAAUGUUGAAUGGAUUUAUAUUCUCAAGCUCCUGCAAAGGGGAAUGGGAGACCAGAGGCACAAACCUCCUCUUCCAGAGUGCCUUCAGAAAGUACUCACACCCCUUAACUUUUUCUACAUUUUGUUGUUACAAAGUGAGAAUUAUUUGUUUUCAAUUGUCCUUUUUGGUCAACGAUCUACACAAAAUACUUUGCACACCUGGAUUGUACAAUAUUUGCCCAUUAUUAUUAUAUCUUUUUAAUUCAAGCUGUGUCAAAUAGUUCGUUGAUCAUUGCUAGAAAGACAUUUUCAAGUCUUGCCAUAGAUUUUCAAGCUGAUUUAUGUCAAAACUGUAACUAGGCCACUCAGGAACAUUCAAUGUUGUCUUGGUCUUGUGUUUUAGGUUAUUGUCCUGCUGAAAGGUGAAUUAGUCUCCCAGUGUAUAAGACUGAAUCAGGUUUUCCUCUAGAAUUUAGCUUGUGCUGAGCUGUAUUCCGUUUAUUUGUAUCCUAAAAAACUCCCUAGUCCUUUCUCCGUUGACAAGCAUACCCAUAACAUGGUACUCAGUGAUGUGUUGGAUUUGCCCCAAACAUAAUGCCCUGUAUUCAGGAUAAAAAGUAAAUUUAUUUUUGCAUUGUUACUUAAGUGCCUUGUUGCAAACAUGACACAUGUUUUGGAAUAUUUGUAUUCUGUACAGGCUUAAUUCUUUCCACUCUGUAAUUUAGGUUAGUAUUGUGGAGUAACUACAAUGUUGUUGAUCCAGCCACAUUUUUCUCAUAUCACAACCAUUAAACUCUGUAAUUGUUUUUAAAAUACCCAUCGGCCUCAUGGUGAAAUCCCUGAGCAGUUUUUUUCCUCUCCGGCAACUGAGUUAGGAAGGAUGCUUUGUAGGGACUGGGUGUAUUGGUACACCAUUCAAAGCCUAAUUAAUAACUUCACCAUGCUCAAAGGGAUAUUCAGCUUUUUAUACACAUUGACCAACUAGUGCCCUUCUUUGCAAGGCACUAAAAAACCUCCCUGGUCUUUGUGGUUGAAUCUGUGUUUGAAAUGCAGUACUCGAUUCAGGGACCUUACAGAUAAUUGAUUGUGUGGGGUGCAGAGAUGGGGUAGUCAUUCAAAAAUCAUGUUAACCACUAUUGAACACAUGUAAUUUUUGUGAUUUAUUAUGCACAUUUUUACUCCUGAGCUUAGGCUUGCCAUAACAGAGGAGUUGAAUACUUAUUGACCCAAGACAUUACAGCUUUACAUGUUUUUUUAUUAAUCUACAAAAUGUUCUACAAACAAAAUUUCACUUAACUUUAUGGGGUAUCGUGUGUAGAUCAGUGACACAAAAUCUCAAUUUAAUCACAAAAAAGGGGGUGUGAAUACUUUCUGAAGGCACUGUAUGUAAUCAUUGGCUGAAGCCAUGGCAACCCACCACUAGCCCUGCAGCAGAUACACAAUUCAGAAGUGCUUAACAAAUGUGUGUCUUUGUGCUUCCUUUAUCAGAUAAGAUGAUUCACCUUGUCCGUUUUAAGAAAAUGUGUUAUUGAUACAGUUGCUGUUCAAAGUCAUUUCACAUUUCAAAAGGAACCCGUAAUAUUUUAGAGAGAGCAGCAUGCAUCAAUCUGCUGAACAUAUCUCUCUUUGCCUGCAUCCCAAAUAGCACCCUAUUCUCGACAUACUGCACUUUUAUUUAUAUAUAUACGGUAGGGUAUAGGGUGCCAUUUGGGACAUAACACACUGGGCACAAACUUCUUUCAAUGUAAUUUGUCAACAUAUUGUGAUGUGGAAACUACAUAGAUAGAAAAUCAUCAAACUGUUGUUUUGAGGGUGAAAUUUCAACCACAGGAUUAUGUUAUCAUAGUAAACAAAUUUGAAUUCAGUCACUCAUCGGAGAGGGAAAGAAACGUGUUUAUCACCAACUGCAAUGUGGUGUCUGUCAAUGUGGCACGCGUCGCCAAGAGCUGCCAUCGUCCCGGACGUGAUCAUUUGAUUCCCCUCGUUCAACCUGUCUGGUGUCAUUUGGGUUCGGGUGACUAGUACGUUCUGCACAUUUAGAAUGUACACGUGGUUGCCUUGACGGAAACCCAAUGUGAAAUAUUCCAGGCCUUGUACCUAUUUAUGCAGGCUAUGAUAAUUUCAAGAAAGGCAGCUCGAAAACAAAGUCAAAGUAUGUCCUUUUUUGCCUUGUUGCUUGCAGCUAGUACGGUUUGUGUCUCAAUGGCCGAUUUUUGUUUUUUAAAUGUGUCAAUAAAAUUAUUGAUGUUUUGGUUUUGUAACAUGACAUAAUAAAGCUGGUACCACUACAGAUGA
Molecule: messenger RNA, 5525 nt
Organism: Oncorhynchus keta (chum salmon)
Lineage: Eukaryota; Metazoa; Chordata; Actinopteri; Salmoniformes; Salmonidae
Gene: ptger2a
Product: prostaglandin E receptor 2a (subtype EP2)
Exons: 2
Coding region: 283-1281 (332 amino acids)
Biological process (GO): positive regulation of cytosolic calcium ion concentration; cellular response to prostaglandin E stimulus; adenylate cyclase-activating G protein-coupled receptor signaling pathway
Cellular component (GO): plasma membrane
Molecular function (GO): thromboxane receptor activity; prostaglandin E receptor activity
Source: RefSeq, a predicted model, not a curated record